Molecule: messenger RNA, 2712 nt
Organism: Schistosoma mattheei
Lineage: Eukaryota; Metazoa; Platyhelminthes; Trematoda; Strigeidida; Schistosomatidae
Source: the annotation of a GenBank genome assembly
AUGAGAGAAAUAUUAGUUGAUGUUGGAAACGUGAAAACUACACAAGAAACUGGCAAAAAUAUAGUAUUCGCGUGUUUGAUUCGUUUGCGUGAUGCAUGUGUAGCAACUUCGAACAGCGUUGGGUGUCAAUUUGGAUCUUGCAGUCCUGGUUAUUUUGGUUUUCCUGCUUGUCAAAAUGCAUGUCCUACUGGUACUUUUGGUUUAAAUUGCUCACAGAAUUGUAAUUGUGAACCACAGAACCUUUGUAAUCAUAUUAAUGGGGUAUGUAUUGACGGGAAUAAGUGCGGUAAAGGUUUCUAUGGAGCUGCAUGCACUAAAAUUCGAACCAAAAUGAUUUUCCCUCCUAGGGUUUACAGUGAUUGUGAGUACCUUCAUAUUUCAUGGCCAGCUUUCAAUAGCAGUUACUAUAUUGGGUCACCAAACAUUGUUAAGUACACAGUUUUGUUCAGGUCUGAAUCAACAAAUCUUUCAGUAUACCAAUCAGUCAACGCAACGUCCUCUUAUGAAAAUGAUUAUGCCAUCAAAUUUACUCACGAAAACUCACUUACCCCUUUCGUGUUUUCCGUUAGGGCUGAUUUUCUAGUCUCUAUUGUAACUGACGAAUACAUUGUUGAAGGUGUUCCGAGCCCUGAAUCAUCCCCUCUGGAGAUUAAAUGCCCAGCUCUUCCGGAUGUUUCCGUUAUACCGAAUAACAAUUCAGUGAAUAUUCGUUGGAAUGAUCCGCAGAACCCUUCAAUUCAAAAUGUUUUUAUACAUGCUACAUUGAUUGGAAUCGGUGACUGCUUCAGUUUAUCGCCAUCAGACUAUCUGAAUUACACUAAAACAGUGAAUAUUGGAGUCAAAGAUAUUCAAUUGCAACUAGAUUACUGGCGGCGUUAUAUUGUUACAGUUUAUGGUUUGACAUCUCGUGGUAUUUCCACCAGUCCCUCAACUACUACUAUUAUGACUUCGUUUGAGAAUCCGAGCGGUCCACCUAUGAACUUACGUCAACUGUCUCAAUCAAAUCAAUCUGUUAAUGUGACAUGGGAUAAUCCUUUAUGUAGUCAGCGAGGUGGACCACUAGAAAUGUAUUUAAUUAAUAUUUCAACAUUAUCGUCAGUUGUAACACCAACUACGUUAGGGAAUUCAAAAAACAUGCCACCUAUUCAAAUUAACAAUCUUACACCUCAAAUUGUAUAUACGUUACAAGUGGCUUAUAAAAAUCCGGUGGGUGUUGGACCUUCAAGUCAAUUAUUAAUUUCUCUUAAUCGAUCGGUUUCAAAUCAACCAACUUCAUUAAGUGUACAAUAUUGUGGUAUGAAUUCAUGUCGGUUAACAUGGCUUCCACCAAAAGAAGGUUAUGAAUGGGGUACAUUAAUUGAAUAUCGUGUCUUCUAUUGGAAACAGGUGACACCAAAUUUAGUUAAUAAUAUCACAGUACAAGCAAAUGUUCAAGACUGUUUAUUAUCACAGUUGGAGAGUGGGACUAUCUAUUAUGCAAAAGUUCAAAGUGUAUUUACCUAUGGUUCGGCGAGCUCAGAGAUUAUAACAUUUAAUACAUUAACUCAGUUCAGUGUUCAAUUAGUCAAUCGCUCAUAUUCAGAAAUUAUGAUUCAGUGGAAUUUCAAUCAAAUAGCAUCAAUGUUUACUAUCUCUGUAGAAAUGAUUGAAACACUACUUCCGUUUACUCCAGUAUUUUCAAAAAGAAUUUUUAAUUUGUUAGAUGGUAGUAGUGGUGUUCAUCUAUAUAAAAUUUCUAAUUUACCUGCUAGUUCUCGAUUUCGGAUUAUUGUAGAUGCGAUUGGAACUAACAAUACAUCAAUUGGAUCUUCGUUUGUGAAUGUAUGGACAAGUCCUGCUCCGUUUCAAAAUUCAAGAAAUUUUACCUUUAAUCCAAUAGUUCCAGUAUUCAAUGGUUCAUUAUUAGUGAAUGUAAAAUUUCCAAAAUUCAGUGGUUAUGAAGGUGGCCCAUUGAAUGGUUUCUAUAUUGUUGUUGAGAAAACUUCAAAUACUAGUCGUAAACGACGUUCAGUUUUGAAUCAAACACAACUUGGUUUAUCAAAUGAUGCUAAUAUUGUUUAUUAUUCCAAUGUUAGUAAUCCAUCAGAGAUUAUUAUCAUAGGAUCUGGUCAAGUAUUUGAUUCUUCAAAUUUGUCGAUUGGUAAAAUUGGUUAUUCAAAUCCAUUAUUGGAACCAAAUCGUACUUAUACAAUUUAUGCAAUCAUUCAAAGUGAAGUAGACGGAUCAAGCGAAAUCACACGUUCACCUCCAGUAGUAUUUUUAACCGGUAAUAAUAGUAGUAAUAUUAGUGGGAGUCCGAUUAUUCCAACAUCUACUUCGAUGAAAAACAAUCAAACUGAUUCUAAUAAUACACUUGCUGUCGUUUUAGGGAUUCUAUUAGCUCUUGUUCUCUUAGCUUUGAUUGGAUUAAUCAUUUAUUAUAUUUGCCGAAAAAAAUGUCAGUCUGGUCAAUAUGUAUUCCGAAAUUAUUCAAAAGAUUUACAUGUAUCUUUUGAGAAAAAAUCUUAUUUAUUGCCUGAUUCUUAUGCUUGGUGGAGUGUACCACGAGAGUUAGGUGAAUCACGAUAUUUGAUCAUUGAUCCACACCAUGGACCUUCAAGUACAUUGAUUGGAAAAUGGUCUUUGAAUGAAUUAUUAAAAACAUUUUCACGUGAAUAUUCAAGUAUCCCAUUAGGUGUGAAAUUUUCUCAAUCCAUUGGUAAUUUAAAAUGA